GACAGCUCAGCCCCGGCAUUAUUUGAGAAAUACAAAGAGAACAAGUUGCUGUGAAAACCUGCGCUACGAAGCGAUAUUUUAACACGUGCUAAAUUAAACCACGCUAGUCAUAAACUCUAUAAGUAAAAUAAAUUUGUGUGAAAGUUCAGUGAAAAAUAACAAGAUGCCUGAAGAAAUGCAGACCCAGUCCGGCGAGGUGGAGACCUUCGCCUUCCAAGCGGAGAUCGCCCAGCUCAUGUCCCUCAUUAUCAACACAUUCUACUCCAACAAAGAGAUCUUCCUUCGUGAGCUGAUUUCCAACUCUUCAGAUGCUUUGGACAAAAUCCGGUAUGAAUCUCUCACUGACCCGUCUAAGUUGGACAGCGGCAAGGAAUUGUACAUCAAGAUCAUCCCGAACAAGAGCGAAGGUACCCUGACUAUCAUUGACACAGGAAUUGGUAUGACAAAGGCCGAUUUAGUGAACAACUUGGGUACGAUUGCGAAGUCUGGAACAAAGGCUUUCAUGGAGGCGUUGCAAGCCGGCGCUGACAUCAGUAUGAUCGGUCAGUUCGGUGUGGGUUUCUACUCCUGCUACUUGGUUGCCGACCGCGUGACAGUCCACUCGAAACACAAUGAUGACGACCAGUACAUGUGGGAGUCUGCUGCGGGCGGUUCCUUCACCAUUCGCCCAGACCCUGGUGAGCCCCUCGGCCGUGGUACAAAGAUCGUUCUACACGUGAAGGAAGACUUGUCCGAAUUCCUGGAAGAGCAUAAAAUUAAGGAAAUCGUAAAGAAGCACUCGCAGUUCAUCGGUUACCCAAUCAAACUUGUUGUUGAGAAGGAGCGUGAGAAGGAGUUGUCUGACGAUGAAGUUGAGGAAGAAAAGAAAGAGGAGGGAGAAGAUGAGAAACCUAAGAUUGAGGACGUUGGGGAAGACGAGGAGGAGGACAAGAAAGAUAAGAAAAAGAAGAAAACCAUCAAAGAAAAAUACACUGAAGAUGAAGAACUAAACAAGACCAAGCCCAUCUGGACCCGUAAUGCUGAUGACAUCACCCAGGAAGAGUAUGGUGACUUCUACAAAUCUCUAACAAACGACUGGGAAGACCAUUUAGCUGUAAAACACUUCUCCGUUGAGGGCCAGCUUGAGUUCAGAGCUCUCUUGUUUGUCCCACGUCGCGCUCCAUUCGACCUCUUUGAAAAUAAGAAACGCAAGAACAACAUUAAACUGUAUGUUCGCAGAGUAUUUAUUAUGGACAACUGCGAGGACCUGAUCCCAGAGUAUCUGAACUUCAUCAAGGGUGUGGUUGACAGUGAGGACCUGCCUCUCAACAUUUCCCGAGAAAUGUUACAGCAAAACAAGAUUCUCAAAGUAAUUAGGAAGAACUUAGUUAAGAAAUGCUUGGAACUGUUCGAAGAGUUGGCGGAAGACAAAGAGAAUUACAAGAAGUAUUAUGAACAGUUCAGCAAGAAUUUGAAGCUUGGAAUCCAUGAGGACUCUCAAAACAGAUCCAAACUGGCUGACUUGCUUCGUUACCACACAUCCGCCUCCGGUGAUGAUGUCUGCUCUCUCAAGGAGUAUGUUUCUCGCAUGAAGGAGAACCAGAAACACAUCUACUACAUCACUGGUGAAAACCGUGACCAGGUGGCCAACUCUUCAUUUGUUGAGCGAGUCAAGAAACGUGGCUAUGAAGUAAUCUACAUGACUGAGCCCAUUGAUGAAUAUGUAGUCCAACAAAUGAGGGAAUAUGAUGGCAAAUCCCUAGUUUCCGUCACCAAGGAAGGUCUGGAGCUGCCUGAGGAUGAGGAAGAGAAGAAGAAGCGCGAGGAAGACAAAGUCAAAUUUGAAAACCUGUGCAAAGUCAUGAAGAACAUCCUUGACAACAAAGUUGAAAAGGUUGUUGUGUCAAACCGAUUAGUGGAAUCUCCCUGCUGCAUUGUCACUGCCCAGUAUGGUUGGUCAGCUAACAUGGAGCGCAUCAUGAAGGCACAGGCACUCCGUGACACUUCUACCAUGGGUUACAUGGCCGCCAAGAAGCACCUGGAGAUCAACCCUGACCACUCUAUCAUCGAGACUUUGAGGCAGAAGGCCGAGGCUGACAAGAAUGACAAGGCUGUCAAGGAUUUGGUCAUCCUCUUGUACGAGACUGCCCUGCUGUCUUCUGGCUUCACUUUGGACGAGCCUCAGGUCCAUGCUUCCAGGAUCUACCGCAUGAUCAAACUUGGACUUGGCAUUGAUGAGGAUGAACCCAUUCAAGUCGAGGAAUCGAGCGCUGGUGAUGUCCCCCCAUUGGAAGGAGAUGCUGAUGAUGCUUCGCGCAUGGAGGAGGUCGAUUAAGUUAAUUCCCGCCUAAUUUUCGUAGCCAUGUUGUAAUGGUGUAUCGCAGAAUUGUUUUGUGCACUGGUGUACAGCCAAAGACUGAUUUAGUUCAAAAAAUUCCAUUAUUGAAAUAAAUAAUGUUAAAUUAAAUUA
Messenger RNA from Amyelois transitella, 2449 nucleotides. RefSeq names its product heat shock protein 83 (gene Hsp83). Bases 164 to 2314 code for a protein of 716 amino acids. Gene Ontology annotation, cellular component: cytosol; plasma membrane; protein-containing complex. The record is from RefSeq and is a predicted model, not a curated record. The transcript has a single exon. Gene Ontology annotation, molecular function: ATP hydrolysis activity; disordered domain specific binding; ATP binding. Lineage: Eukaryota; Metazoa; Arthropoda; Insecta; Lepidoptera; Pyralidae. Gene Ontology annotation, biological process: cellular response to heat; protein folding; protein stabilization.